This is a messenger RNA of Staurois parvus, 398 nucleotides long. Lineage: Eukaryota; Metazoa; Chordata; Amphibia; Anura; Ranidae. The record is from the annotation of a GenBank genome assembly.
ACUGCCGAUAACUGGCAGCUGAUGAUCAGUGAACUGAUUAUUAGUGCUCUACAGUGCCGCCCAGCAGUGCCACUCACCAUUGCCUCCUACCAGUGCCCAGCAGUGUUGCCCGGCAGUGCCGCAACGCCUCCCGUCAGCUUUGCUUAUCAGUGCCCAUCAGUGCCGCCUAUCAUUGACCAUCAUUGCUGCAUAUCAGUACAGCAUCAUCAGUGCCUCCUCAUCAAUGCCCACCAGUGCUGCCUCAUCAGUGCCACCUCAUCAGUGCAGCCUAUCAGUGCCCCUCAGUGCUGCCUAUCCUUGCCACCCCAUCAGUGCCCAUCAGUGCUGAAAAUCUGUGCCACCUCAUCAGUGCCCAUCAGCGCUGCCUAUCAGUGCAGUCUCAUCUAGGCACAUCAGUG